Molecule: messenger RNA, 3309 nt
Organism: Micropterus dolomieu (smallmouth bass)
Lineage: Eukaryota; Metazoa; Chordata; Actinopteri; Centrarchiformes; Centrarchidae
Gene: rasgef1ba
Product: RasGEF domain family, member 1Ba
Exons: 14
Coding region: 291-1712 (473 amino acids)
Biological process (GO): Ras protein signal transduction; positive regulation of GTPase activity
Cellular component (GO): plasma membrane
Molecular function (GO): guanyl-nucleotide exchange factor activity
Source: RefSeq, a predicted model, not a curated record
GAGGAGCAUCAACACAACCGGAGCGCUCAUUCAUUCAUGCGGAUUGUUCUUCUCCGAACAAACCCGCUGCUGCUGUGAAAACGACUGCUCAAGUUUACUUUCAUUCAUUUACGACCGCAUAAUGCUGCACUGACUGACCGGAGCAGGGAGGGAUUCCUGGGUUUCACCGUCUCGGUUUUAUAUUCACAUGUAAAAGGAGGAAAGUCUCGGCUGUUGAAAGGUUGUUUGGCACGUUUCGGGAAAGGAUACGACCGGAAUUCGCACCUGGAUUACUUCUGGUUGAGGACAACAUGCCUCAGACACCACCGUUCACGGGGCAGCUGAACUCUAGCGGCUACAACAAGAACCUGUACCAGACCAAGGAGGAAGGCUAUCCCGGCCUUUUUUAUCAUGACAACAACCUGGUGUCCGGGUCCCUGGAGGCCCUCAUUCACCACUUGGUCCCAACUGUAGACUAUUAUCCAGAUAGAACGUACAUAUUCACGUUCCUGCUCAGCUCUCGCCUCUUUAUCCACCCAUAUGAACUCAUGUCGAAGGUGUGUCACCUGUCCAUGGAGCAACAGCGGCUCAGCGAUCCCCAAGCUGACAAGAUGAGAGUCAGGAAGAUUUCUCCCAAGAUCCUCCAGCUGCUGACGGAGUGGACGGAAACCUUCCCAUAUGACUUCAGGGAUGAGAGGAUGAUGCGGAGCCUGAAGGAGCUGACCCACAGGCUGGCCAGCGGAGACGAGGUUUACAGAAAGGCGGUUAGCCAGAUGAGCCAAGGCCUGAUCAGGAAGUUGACGGUGCUCAGCCAGUACGAGGAGGCACUGGUCAAGAUCAACACCACAGCGGCCGAGCGACUGGCUGCUCUUAAAGCGAAGCCCCAGGCGGCCAUCCAGAGAGACAUGCUGUCCAUCUGUAACGACCCAUUCACUGUCGCCCAACAGCUCACACACAUAGAACUGGAGAGACUGAGUUACAUCGGACCUGAAGAAUUCGUCCAGGCCUUCGUCCAGAAAGACCCUCUGGACAACGAUAAGAGUUGCUUCAGUGAUCACAAGAAAGCCAGCAACCUGGAAGCUUAUGUUGAAUGGUUCAACAGACUCAGUUAUCUGGUGGCUACAGAAAUCUGCAUGCCUGUGAAGAAGAAGCACCGAGCCCGAGUCAUUGAGUUCUUCAUCGACGUGGCACGUGAAUGCUUCAACAUAGGCAACUUUAACUCCCUCAUGGCCAUCAUAUCUGGGAUGAACAUGAGUCCUGUGUCUCGGCUCAAGAAGACCUGGAGUAAAGUCAAAACAGCCAAGUUUGACAUCUUAGAACACCAGAUGGAUCCUUCCAGCAACUUCUACAACUACAGAACCGCGCUGAGAGGAGCCACACAAAGAUCGAUCACCGCCAACAGCAGCAGAGAGAAGAUAGUCAUCCCUUUCUUCAGCCUGCUCAUAAAAGACAUCUACUUCCUCAACGAGGGAUGUGCCAACAGGCUGCAGAACGGACACAUCAACUUUGAGAAAUUCUGGGAAUUUGCCAAACAAGUGAGUGAGUUCAUGACCUGGAAGAAAGUGGAGUGUCCAUUUGAGAAGGAUCGCAAGAUCCUGCAGUACCUGCUGACCGCCCCAGCAUUCACUGAAGAUGCUUUGUAUCUGGCAUCAUACGAGAGUGAAGGGCCUGAGAACAACAUGGAGAAGGACAGAUGGAAGUCUCUGAGAUCCACUCUGCUAAGCAGGGUCUAAACUUCUCUGCUGAAGAAACCAGAAUAAAGACAAAACCCUGACAAGCGAGCUGUUGUCCAAAUGAAGUAUCCCCAUGUUAGAAGGGAAAUGACAAUCUCUACUUUGGCUGGCGAGGAUCUUUUGUGUUCCCCCCAGCUUCAGAUUUCUAUUAAGCUCUGCUUUUCCUUACCCUCUUGCUCUUUGUGCUGUAUAUUUCAGGACAGCUCUUUUUUUCAUCUCUUUGUAUGACUUUGUAGUCUUUUUAAAAAAAAAAAAGAAAUGCUACAAACCUUCAAAGUAAAAGCCGAGGGGUGCCAAGGUGCUUUUUCUUGUCUGAAGCAUUUCGCCCUGAUAAACUUUCUGUGAGUGUAAAUGGAGACAUUGGGCUUGUUUGUUCCCCUACUAGUCUAACACAUUCUUUUUCCACUGAAGCUACAGAGUUAGCUGCUGGUUGGCUAACUCAACAGAAACGCUACUCAUGCUGGUUCCAUAAGCCAGCAUCCUUUGUAUGGAAAACUCAAACUGUGCCCGCAACACUUGUUUAUCAUUAAGCUAGCCAUUAUUUGUAGUUUUGCGUCAUCUCCUUCCUUUUGAAUGAUACCUGAGGAUCUCUCAUGUCAUGUUUCUGAAGGUUUUGUUUGUUAAUUGUGAUGUGUAAGAAAAAAAGUGCACUGGCUGCAGUUUAAAGAUGAUGUAUUAGAGUAUUAUGUUUGUGUUGUAUAAAGUUGUGAUUUUCUUAAGCAGGAAGCAACAGUGUUCCUUGUCAUUACCUUUGACACACUCGAGGCCUCAGUGUGCUUCGAAUUAAGGCAUCAGCAAGCUUCAACCUAAGUGUGUCAUGUAUAGUUGAACAUCAUCCCAAUCCCCCUUUCCCCCACAUCUCCCGAGCACUUCAUUUGAAGCAUACUGAGGCAUGCAGCAGUGUUAAAUGGAAGGUGUGAUGGUGUGUUUCCUGUUGCUCCUGAUCAUCAGUGUUAAAAUAGCUCUGUACUGCUGAGAAGAUGAGCCCUGCUGUGGGCCACCUUUCGUACUUCCCCCUUUUGUUCCUGCUCUAAUGUAAAAAAUGUGCGGUUAAUGCCCCCCCCCCCCCUGGAGGUUCAGCCAGAAAAGUGAAUGGGUUUCGUGUGGUUGAAUAAUGUGAACUGAGGAUUUCUGUUUAAACCCCUACAAAUGCUAAAUGAUGUUCUUACUGUGUUUUUAUUUUUCAUACUAUUAAGUAAAGUUUCUCCAUAUUUGUUUUAUUUAUAAAUCUAUGUGUAGUCACAUUGUGUCAUGCCAAUAUGUACUUUUAUUUUAUUGUUAUUUAAUUUUGUACUAGGUACAUAACAUGCUUAAGUAGUAGUCAGAUUUGGCUUAACUAUUAUUUUUUACACAAGUUUGUAUGAGACACUUAUUUUUCAAGGUACCAGCUCACAGUAUGAAGUUAAAUAGUUUUGACUGACGUCUGCUUUGCCUUGACUGCUCCUCCCUCAACACAGAGUGCUGUUGUGGUUUAUUAUGUGUUCCCCCCCUCCCUGUGUUCAUUCGUUUGUAUUUGGACUGUUAUAAUGGAAUGGAGGAACUGUUUAUAAAUUAAUUAGUAGUGUUUAAAAGAGUUAAUAAAAGAAUGUUUCGAUUA